GUUUGAAAUAACAAUUGCAGUGACCUUGGGUAGUUAAUAUAGUCUGGGAAUUUUAGAGCUCGCGGAUUAUGGGGGUUGCUCCGGUUCUGUACUCUCAUUCUUAAAGUAUGACAAACCAGAAAUUAAAUGAGGUUAGAAACACGUAUUGUAUUUGUUCGGAUCUUUUUCACGCAAUUUAAUGUCUUGUUUACUGAGAGUGUGGUCUGUAAAUUUUGUGAAGGGUACUAUGACUUCGGUAGUGAGCAACCAGUGUGCUCAUCUUGCCAUGCUUUCAUUUAUGAGUUUAGUUUACCACAAAUGACUGAAAAUCGUUUAUUUGAAGAAAAAGAAGCAUCCAAUGACAGUGGAAAUGAAGAACCAGAUAAAGGAUCAGAUUUAUUUGCAGCUGCUUGGAAUUCUCCCACUUCAGAAGUCACUUCACAAGAUCGUGUGCUUGUCAAAUCUCGGCCAUCUUGUGCUCGAAUUUUUCCAGCUACAUGUCCCCUACAACAAUCUCAUGUUACUACAUCCUAUGCAAAUUACCCUGUAAUUGAUUACCUAUCACCUGUUUCCAAUAGGAAGAUCAAAUCUUGUAGUUCAUGUAUGUCUCCGAGCCUUGAGGAUCUUCCAACUGAAAUUUUACUGCGUGUUUUUCUCAUGGUAGAUGACAUAUGCUUGUGGUCUCUACGUCAAGCGUCACCCAGAUGUCGUGCGGUAAUCGAUAGUGAGAUAUCAGAACAACAAUGGGAGUCCUAUGUAUCAUUUCGAUGGCCACUCUUUAAUCCUAAUUGCCGAGUUGAAAGUUGGAGGCUUCUUUACCUCAAUAUGAUGGAGAGUGUUACUUGUAGAUUUUGUUUAGAACGUUUACGCUUACCAGUUGUAUUCCCAAUCGAAGCUCCAAAAGUUCGAUAUAAACGAAUUAAACAUGAAUUUGAAAACCUAUGUGCUGAUCCACCUUACGGCAUAAAAAUUAUUACUUUAGAUACGGCAACAUAUUCUCACUUUCUGGCUGGAAUCGAAGGUCCACCACAGUCCCCAUAUCAAGGUGGAUUUUUUCACGUUCUUAUUCUCGUUCCUGAUAGUUAUCCUUUUCGACCACCUGUAAUACGUUUUCUUACACGUAUAUUGCAUCCGAACAUCAGCUUUCAUGGUGAUGUCGGAUUGGAUUCAAUCAGGCAUAACUGGUGUUUAGCAUUGAGUUUAGAGAAGCUUUUAAUUAGUAUUUUAGCCCUUUUAACUGAUCCACAUACACGUGUUUGUAUGGAACCAGUAAUUGGUGCUUUGUAUGAUUGGGAUAAGUAUCAGUUCGAAGAAUUAGCAAAAUUAUGGACGUGGAAAUUCGCGUGUCACGAUUAUUUAUCGGCUGAUUUUGUGUCCGCAAUGGUUCUCCCUGAUUAUAUUGAACAAACUCAUCAACGUCUUAACUGUAAACAAAUAAGAUAACUGAAGAAGAUUCAUCACGCCUCAAUACGGAUAUAAACGUGGUGUUAUUUCAAAUCAAUAAAGCAUUCAUUUUGUAAUUCUACCAAUACUUUAUGCUCAUUAUGGUUAUCAGUUUUGCUUGCUAUGCAUGCUUAUGUUGUCGUCUUUACAUGGAUGUAAAUAGUGGCAUAUCAUUUGAUCAAAUGGUUAAUAUUCCACUUUUAUGUGUUCACAUUGUAUAAGUUCACUAGAUUGAACAACCCAUUAACAGAUUCAAGGAUAAAUGGUCAUAUUAUUCUCAUGGGAAUAAAUUAUAAUCUGUAAGUUUUAUUUUCGUUUUUAUCAUAAAAUGUAUGAUGAUGAGUAAUAAGAUUAUUACAUAUGUAGCUUUUUCCUGUAAAGACUUUGUCAUUCAAAAGGAUUAUUUUCUUUGAUUGAAGCCGGACAAACCACAACAAGUAAUUGUUUCGUUAUGAAUUUGAAACUUUUCAUAAAUUCCAUGUCCAAUAUCCGCUGUUUAUGUUUAAGUUUUUCAAUAUCAAUCUCUUUAUGACAAGAAGCAUCUAAUCUAUUUUACUUUUCAUCGCAAAUACUUCGUUUGAGUAAUUCCUUUCAUCAUUCUUUGCAUUUACUAAUUUUUUUAAGUGUUUGUUAUUAACUCCUAGCUUUUGUGUAUUAUUUAUUUAGUCUUCUAUAGAGAGAACAUGUGGGUAUUUUUUAAAGUAUUUUCGUUUCUCCGAUUUACAGCAUAUAUCAGUGAUAUUCUUAUAUUUGUUAUUCUAAAAGAUGUAUUGAAAUAUUUUUUAAAAAGAAAUUUCUCACGCAUUAUGUGUUGGAUUUCGCUAUUUUUUUGUUUUAUUCUGAUGAGAUCUAACAUAACUACUAAUUGACAUCAUCUUGUACACAAUCACACUCGGAUAUAUUUACCAUGCUCUUUAUUAAUUCUGUUUCGUUGAUUUAACAAUAUAAAUAUAUCUUUUUUCUUGUUGAAAUUAUCCCUUAUUAACGCCUUUUUUCAAAGGAUGAGAUGAAUACUUUUUACUCACACAAUAUAAAAUUUCAUCAUUUUCAUCUGUAGCUAACUAAUAUAAUAUAAAGCAAUUUCGGUAAGACUAUAAUUUAUUGAUGAAUCAAUUAGUAUAAAAUAACAGGACUUGGAUUUUGUCGCGAAAUUCAUUCGUCCAUUUGGCUAAAUAGCGUUUUGGCAUUUUAGCUAAUGUUGGUUCGUAAUGAAAACUUUAAAUAUAAAUCAUAACCCUAACUUGUUGUGGAUGCGGAGGAAUAGACCAAUAAUUAUCAUGUUAAGUCCAAUGGUGUCCUUGGACUUUAAAUGGACAUUUCCUAUUGGUCGAUAUCUGUUCACUUGUUGAAUAUUGUACAAAAUGUUGUUUUCUAUUUUAUGGUACGAUGUGGUAUGCUUGAUUGGUAUAUAAACAAAGUAUGUUUGAAAUAUAAUGAUUCAUAUCUCCGAGGCCGUGGUUUGUGUUCUGGACUCAACUGACUGGGCUAGACGGGGGGGGGAGGGCGAGACCAAUCGAGACUCUAGGCCGUCCGUACGUGUAUUACGUGUCACUGUCACCGAAUUGAUCAAUAAACGCUGCUUAUCAAAACCUGCAGUCAUACCCGUCAUAACAAUUGGCGACGGGGUGGAGAAAAAUUUUGAACCUUGUAAUUGGACGAGAUUCAGGCUACUUGUUUCGACCAAUCAGCAUCCAGAUUGCCAUCAGCGUCCUUGAGCAACAUUGGUCAUUCUUCCUACAGUUAAUUGUCAUUGCUGGUGCAGAAAAGAAAAAAAUGACUACGUUUUCCGGCCAAUUACAGCUUCUACUUGAGCAACAACAGCAGUGUUUCAAAAAUAGCCGGUUGAAUUUUUUAGAAAAUUUACGCACACUGUUGGUAAAUUUUCCAUGUUUCGGAAAUGCAACAGAAGUUGGUAAGUUCAUUUCUCAUCUGCAGACUGAGCUGGAAAACAACUGCAGAACAUAUGAAGCUGUUUAUAAAAGCCUCUGUGAAUCCCGAACGACCAGUGAUGUAAACGAGACAGUUAUUCAUGAUCCGCCCAGUUGUCCAGAAAUGUCAAAUUCAGAAACAUUUCCUGUCGUGGGUUCAAAUCCCACUGUUCCUGAAACGUGUACAGACAGUGAUGUACCCAGCUCACAGGAAGAUCUCUUAUUAAAUGCUCAUAAAUUAAUUACAGUACCCUCUCACAAGGAAACAGGAAACAAAUCGUGCAGUAUACUGAGUUUAGCUGCUCUAAACAGUCCUCAUCAGUCAACAACAGAAGAUUGUGAUGAAUCUUAUUAUCUAGAUCCUCUUGUACCAGAAAAUGUGUUAGAUGCACCAAAUGAUGAUCAGAAGUUUGAUACAAUUUUGAUAGAUGUUAAUUAUCCCAGUCAUCAACUAUCCACAAAUGAGAUGUUCAGGGAAUUCUAUGAUAAUGUUCCAGAAGAAUCGAACGUUGAUGACCUCAUAUCAAGCGACGUUGGUCCACACUACUUAAUCACUUUUAGUGACUUCUCUGUUCCAUGUGACAAUUAUGUGUUAAAUAAAGUCAAAUUAAUUUCAACUUGGGGAUAUGAGGACCCAACAUUAUUUCGUGGGGGAGGAUGAACCCAGAAAAUUUCAAAAUCCGGAUAUCAACUCCGGAUCUUCAAAAAAAAGGGAGGUGUUGUGGAUGCGGAGGAAUAGACCAAUAAUUAUCAUAUUAAGUCCAAUGGUGUCCUUGGACUUUAAAUGGACAUUUCCUAUUGGUCGAUAUCUGUUCACUUGUUGAAUAUUGUACAAAAUGUUGUUUUCUAUUUUAUGGUACGAUGUGGUAUGCUUGAUUGGUAUAUAAACAAAGUAUGUUUGAAAUAUAAUGAUUCAUAUCUCCGAGGCCGUGGUUUGUGUUCUGGACUCAAC
Schistosoma haematobium is the source of this 4302-nucleotide messenger RNA. RefSeq names its product Ubiquitin-conjugating enzyme E2 2, variant 2. Gene Ontology annotation, biological process: protein polyubiquitination. The coding region runs from base 127 to 1422 and encodes 431 amino acids. The transcript has 2 exons. Lineage: Eukaryota; Metazoa; Platyhelminthes; Trematoda; Strigeidida; Schistosomatidae. Gene Ontology annotation, cellular component: nucleus. Gene Ontology annotation, molecular function: protein binding. The record is from RefSeq and is a predicted model, not a curated record.